Fonsecaea multimorphosa CBS 102226 is the source of this 1197-nucleotide messenger RNA. RefSeq lists its product as uncharacterized. Bases 1 to 1197 code for a protein of 398 amino acids. The transcript has a single exon. Gene Ontology annotation, molecular function: N,N-dimethylaniline monooxygenase activity; NADP binding; flavin adenine dinucleotide binding. The record is from RefSeq and is a predicted model, not a curated record. NCBI's taxonomy places the organism in Eukaryota, Fungi, Ascomycota, Eurotiomycetes, Chaetothyriales, Herpotrichiellaceae.
AUGCUCGGGAUUGCCACCCUGAUUGUUGACACCGAAAACACGAUUGGUGACAAUUGGCGCAGACGGUACCAUCAGCUCGUUCUUCAUGACCCAGUUUGGUACGAUCAUAUGCCCUACCUGAGAUUCCCACCAAACUGGCCUAUUUUCACACCAAAGGACAAACUCGCCGAGUUUUUCGAGUCGUAUGCCAAGUUAAUGGAGCUGAACGUUUGGGUCAAGACGAAGAUCGAAUCGACCUCAUGGGAUGAGGGCAAGAAACAGUGGACGAUUACCGUCAAGCGCACCAAAGAAGAUGGCAGCACCGAGAGCCGCACCCUGCAUCCCAAGCACGUCGUUCAAUGCACAGGUCAUUCUGGCAAGAAGAACUAUCCCACCGUCAAAGGAAUGGACGGUUUCAAAGGUGAUGUGCUCUGUCAUUCUUCUGAAUUCAAGGGAGCACGCCCGAACGGCAAAGGUAAGAAAGCAGUAGUGGUUGGGUCCUGCAAUUCAGGCCACGACAUCGCCCAGACCUUCUAUGAAAACGGCUACGACGUCACAAUGGUGCAAAGAUCCACAACCUGUGUCGUCUCCAGCGAAGCGAUCACCAACAUCGCGCUCGCUGGGCUGUACGACGAAAACGGUCCCCCUGUUGACGAUGCAGAUCUGUGGCUGCAUAGUCUGCCUAGUGAAGUCCUCAAAGCCCUGCAGGUCAAAGUUACCGAGUUACAAAACCAGCAUGAUGCGGAACUCCUCAAAGGGCUCGAGAAAGUCGGCUUCAAGGUCGACAAGGGACCGGAGAACGCAGGGCUCUUCAUGAAAUACUUCCAACGCGGCGGCGGAUACGUGAUAGAAGUUGGGGCAAGUCAACUUAUUAUCGACGGGAAGAUCAAAAUCAAGCAAGGCCAGGAGGUGGAGAAAAUCCUGCCUCGCGGACUCCGCUUUGCCGACGGUAGCGAGUUGGAAGCCGACGAGAUCGUGUUCGCAACGGGGUAUAAGAACAUGCGCACGACCGCAAGGGACAUCUUUGGCGAUGAGGUCGCCGACCGGGUGGGCGAUGUCUGGGGUUACGACGCCGAGGGCGAGAUGCGGACCAUUUGGAGACGGACGGGCCAUCCGGGGUUCUGGUUCCACGGCGGGAACCUGGCGCUGUGUCGGUACUAUUCCAAGUUGCUGGCCUUGCAGAUCCAGGCACUGGAGGUAGGGAUCGCGAAGUACUGA